Messenger RNA from Melitaea cinxia (Glanville fritillary), 4530 nucleotides. RefSeq names its product ras-specific guanine nucleotide-releasing factor 1-like. Gene Ontology annotation, biological process: Ras protein signal transduction; positive regulation of GTPase activity. The transcript has 35 exons. The record is from RefSeq and is a predicted model, not a curated record. Gene Ontology annotation, molecular function: guanyl-nucleotide exchange factor activity; protein binding. Gene Ontology annotation, cellular component: plasma membrane. NCBI's taxonomy places the organism in Eukaryota, Metazoa, Arthropoda, Insecta, Lepidoptera, Nymphalidae.
AUGCUGAGUCCGAAGAUGCACGGCCGGUCGUGCCGCGUCAACGACGGUCAACUCAUAGCGCUGUCGGAACGCGCGCAGUACGAUCACUCGCAGGCCGGUUACUUGCACAAAAGAAGUUCGGAUAACACGAAGUGGCAGCUACGUUGGUUCAUUCUUUAUCAGAAUCUUCUCUUCUACUACGAGUCAGAGAACAACACGCGGCCGACCGGCGUACUCCUUCUCGAAGGCUCAUACUGUGAACGACUCAGCAAGGCGCCCACCGAACGAAAUGCUUCUUUCUGCUUCACGAUAUCAUAUCGGCGAGAGAGCCAGAGACAGUAUGAGCUGCGAGCGGCUUCCGAAGUCGAUUGCGUGCAUUGGGUUGACGCUAUCAGGGAGGCGAGUUUCAACAAGCUGCUACUCCAGAAGGAAGAGUUGGAACAGAAGCAACUACACUUGCUCCAGGUGGUGGAGAGCGAGCGGACGUCCAGGUGGCAGUACGCGCAGCAAUGCGAUGAGCUCGCUAACGAAGUUAAGAAACUGAGAACAGAGCUGUGUGCCUACAAGAAGGAGCACGAACCAAAUACGUGCACGGCGUCUACCACAAGUCUCUCUCCAUCAGACUCUGAAGACAUCGAUCCAACAGAACUGAAAAAGAUUAAAAAAGUUCAGAGCUUCUUUCGAGGAUGGCUCUGUCGACGUCGCUGGAAGCAAAUCGUUGAGCAAUACAUCAAGAGCCCGCACGCUGAAAGUAUGAGGAAGAGAAACAGUCUUGUUUUCAAAAUGGUCGAAGCUGAAGAGGAGUACUUGGAACAAAUGGAGAUAUUGGUGACGUGUUUUCUGCGACCCUUCAAAAUGGCAGCCAGCUCCAAGAAACCACCUUGCACUCAUGAAGAUGUGAACUCAAUUUUCCUGAAUAGUGAAACAGUCCUGUUCCUCCACCAGAUAUUCUUCAAAGGCUUAACGUCGAGAAUGGAGUCAUGGCCAACACUUGUUUUGGGAGAUCUAUUCGACAUGCUACUUCCGAUGCUGACGAUCUAUCAGGAGUAUGUCAGGAACCACCACUACUCGCUACAAGUUCUCACGGAGUGCAAGCAGAGCCAGCCCUUCACCCACCUGCUGGCAAGGCUGGAAGGGAAACCCGCAUGUCAAGGGAGGUCUUUGGAAACAUUUCUGACAUAUCCCAUGCAUCAGAUCCCGCGCUACAUAAUAACGCUGCACGAGCUUCUGGCGCACACGCCGCACGACCACGUGGAGCGCCGCAGCCUGACGCACGCGCGCGCGCAGCUCGAGGAGCUCUCGCGGCAGAUGCACGACGAGGUUAGUGAAACAGAAAAUCUCAGGAAGAAUCUAGCCGUGGAGCGCAUGAUCAUCGAAGGAUGUGACAUCCUUCUUGACGUUAAUCAAGUUUUCAUACGACAGGGCACUUUAUCCCAAGUGGUCGGUAAAGGUCGCCGUGCGAACUUGCAAUCGCGCCAGGCGUUUCUCUUUAGCAAUCAUCUGCUACUGACAACCAGAGCGGCCGGAGGAAGGCUACAUCUGCCGAGCGCCGGUAGGCUGCCGUUACACGAUGCACUGUUGAUUGAAGACCCAUCUAAUCAUGACGAUGAUGAUUCCACGUCAGUGUGCUCAUCGCCCGGUGGAGACAUGUACCAGUCGAAAGACUUUAAAAUACUCGUCGAAGUUAAAGGCGAACAGAUCUGCGCUCAUUUAGUUGCAGCAACACUCGAAGAAAAAGCAGCAUGGACCAGUGAGUUAGCGCAGUGCAUGGAAAGCGCAGCGCUAACAGAACUCCUCAGAGCUUGUGGAUCGUGUGGAGCAGCGUCCGCGAGCCUGCCCGCCUGUCGCUCCGAUCGGGCCUUAUUUACUGACGAUGUGGAUAUACGGUUCAGCAGAACCCUCAACUCGUGCAAGGUUCCGCAAAUCAGAUCGGCUACUCCAGAGAGAUUGUUGCAGAGAUUGACUGAUUUGCGGUUCCUGUCGGUGGACUUCCUGAACACGUUCCUGCUGACGUACCGCGUGUUCACGGACGGCGUGACGGUGCUGCAGGCGCUGCAGCGCGUGUUCUACGAGCAGUCGCAGGACGAGCCGCCGCCGCCGGAGCCCGCCGCCGCGCGCAAGGCCAGCGGCGCCAGCUCCGUCUCCGGUUAUGGGUCAGAAUACAGCGAUCGUGACUGGCAAUCAAGAUUCUGGCGAGGAUCGAGAAAAAGUGAAGAAGACGACAAAUUGUCACCAUAUUUAGCGGCACCGUCACGUCGACCUUCCAAUGUUAGCAAAGUCGAAGAAGAUAACAGCCAUUUGCAAAUCCCAAAAAUUAUGGCAACUUCUUCGAGCAACGAGACUCUUAAAGGCACAUCUCCAUCUUCGCCGAGUGCUGUAAGCUCCGUGACCCUAGUAGGUAGUCCUAAGAAGACAAGUCCAGUUGAUACCAUAUCUAAAACGGAGAGUCCCACACCAGAUAAGGACAAUGAUAAAGCGGCAGCUGCUAUCACGAAAGAUGAGAGCAUCGAGCUCGUGGACCAGAGCGAUGAGGAUAUCAAGUACAAGGAGGAGGAACAGGAGAAAAAUAAGUUUAAAAAAGACGAUAAAUUUAAAAUAUCCCAACGUUUCUCGGAGCGCGUGCGCACGCUGUCGGAGAGCCCGCGCCGCCUGCAGCCCGGCGCCGCCGACGCGCGCCGCCGCUCCGAGGGCGCGCGGGACGGCGCGGGCGGGGGCGGGGGCGGCGCGCCCGGCGAGCCUCGCCGCGCCUCCGACACGGCCGCGCGCGCGCCGCCCCGCCGCUCCAUCAGCGAAAGGCGUUGUACAAAUUCGUCGAUCAACAGCGAGAGGCGUCGGUACUGGGGUGGCUCUGAACCUAGGACUUCUGUCACCUCUCAAGUGUCUCAAAUGCAGAAUUAUCGUCGAGAGACCAGUCAAUCAAAAGCUGGAGUUGUUAUAACUUCCUUUCGCCAGUCGCACAGAAGCUUUGGAAAAGACCUGUUAUGGAGCAGUACAUCGACGGCAGCGGUUGCUUUUGCUGUGGCUACUUCAGCGUCAUCGAACCCUCGAUCUCCACCACCGACCUCUCCUCCUCAAACACGACGAGAUUCUGUUAUAUCAACAGCUGCUACUAUGAGAGUGUUGAACGUUUUAAGGCACUGGGUAUCCAAACACUCUUCAGACUUCUGGUCCGAUGAGCGGCUCCGAGGGUUGACGAUGGACUUUUUGAAGGAGAUCGAAGCGAGUCCAGGACUACUACCCGCCGAGCAUAAGUCAGCGGCGCAACUGUUGCGUUUACUUGAAAGACCUCCCGACAGAGCUGUCGAUUUGAAAGCCUUGUUUCUGCCACCGAGAGUUCCUACCAAAGAGAAUAUCGAAACCCUAUCAGCGCUGGAGAUUGCUGAACAAAUGACCUAUCUGGAUUACCAAAUCUUCAGUUUCAUACAUAGCGAGGAGUUCCUGGGGCAGGCGUGGACCAAGAGCGACAAGGCGGUGCGCGCGCCGCACAUCCUCAUGAUGACGGCGCACUUCAACCACAUCUCCAACCUCGUCAUCUCCGAGAUACUCAAGAAGUUCACCCUCGCUGGUCGAGUCGCAGCUAUUGAGAAGUGGGCGGCCGUGGCCGACAUCGCCAGAUGUCUGCACAACUUCAACGGAGUUCUGCAGGUCUGCGCUGCGCUGUCCAACACUUCAAUAUUCCGUUUGAAGAAAACUUGGGAGAAGGUGUCUAAGACUAGCAAAUAAACUAUAGAGAGAAUGCAGAAUUUGACGUCGUCUGAGUGUCGUUUCAGAGUGCUGCGUGAAGCUUUGCACAGAUGCGAUCCUCCCUGCAUUCCCUAUUUGGGCAUGUAUUUAUCAGACCUGUCGUUUAUAGAAGAAGGAACCACGAACUACACGCCGGAAGGAUUGUUGAAUUUUUCCAAGAUGAGAAUGAUCGCACACGUAAUACGGGAAAUCAGAAACUUCCAGCAGACUCCGUAUAAAAUUGAUCACAUACCAAAGGUGUGCGAGUUCCUGCUGGACCGCUCGCUGGUGAUCCCCGAGGAGCGGCAGUACACGCUGUCGCUGGAGCUGGAGCCGCGCGCGCCGCGCGGGUCCGGCGCCGGCCUGCACGCCGCGCCCGCGGAGCCCGCCUCGCCCGCCGCGCAGCGCCGCCGCCGCGCCUCGCUGGCCGCGCUCGCGCCGCUGGCGCCGCUGCGGUUAGCUCGGGCGCCGGCCUGCACGCCGCGCCCGCGGAGCCCGCCUCGCCCGCCGCGCAGCGCCGCCGCCGCGCCUCGCUGGCCGCGCUCGCGCCGCUGGCGCCGCUGCGGGCCGAGCGCUAGAGUGGCGACAGUUAGCUCGGGCGCCGGCCUGCACGCCGCGCCCGCCGAGCCCGCCUCGCCCGCCGCGCAGCGCCGCCGCCGCGCCUCGCUGGCCGCGCUCGCGCCGCUGGCGCCGCUGCGGGCCGAGCUUAGCUCGGGCGCCGGCCUGCACGCCGCGCCCGCGGAGCCCGCCUCGCCCGCCGCGCAGCGCCGCCGCCGCGCCUCGCUGGCCGCGCUCGCGCCGCUGGCGCCGCUGCGGGCCGAGCGCUAG